CAGGAAGUGAUUUAAAUCGGAGCUGGGAGCUAACAGAGUUAGCAGCGGCUGGACUCGUUUUUACUCCGACUUUGGAACUUGGUAAGGCCUAAGGAUGAGUCUGCAGUGGAUGGCAGUGGCCACCUUUCUGUACACAGAGGUCUUUUUUGUGCUGCUGCUCUGCAUCCCCUUCAUCUCACCAAAGAGGUGGAGUAAAAUCUUUAAAUCUCGUCUGAUUCAGACCAUCGCUCUCUAUGGAAACACGUCCUUCAUGGUGGCCAUCGCCAUCCUCGUCUUCCUGCUCAUCGACGCGUUCCGUGAGGUGCAGAAGUACAGUGUGACCGAGAAGGUGGACCUGACAAACAACCCGGGAGCCAUUGAGCACAUCCACAUGAAACUGUUCCGAGCUCAGAGGAACGAAUACAUCGCCGGCUUCGCCCUGCUGCUCUGCCUGUUGCUGCGGCGCCUGGCCACGCUGCUCUCCCAGCAGGCCACGCUCAUGGCAUCAAAUGAAGCCUUUAAGAAGCAGGCGGAGAGCGCCAGCGCCGCCGCUAAGAAGUACAUGGAGGACAACGAGGUGCUACAAGAGAAACUACGUGAUGCUGGAAUUGAUGUUCCAGAAGCCGGAAAGAGCCCAGCCAGACCAGGACCACAGGAGGAGAACAAAAUUCUGAAGGAGGAGGUGAAGACCAUGAAGGAGGAGCUGGACACCACAAAGAAAGCUCUGCAGAAGUCAGGACAGCAACGUUCAGGCCAUGAAGAAACAGGCUGAACAACCUGACUGUGGAAUACGACCGACUGCUGGAGGAGCACAGCAAACUACUGGGGAGCAGCGACAAGAAAUCUGACUGAAGUUUAUGGAGUUCAAGCCUCGCGGUGGUCUCCACUGUCGCCCUCAGAAAAGCUGCUUCUACAUCCAGUGCUCCGUCCCACAAAGUGAUGUCAUACUGCUCUGGAUUUUGAUUGGUUUAAUCCUGUGUCCAUCAGAAAAAAAGGAGACUGACAGAACGGUUUGUCUUUUUUCUGUCUGAAACUCUUCAGUUUGUUGUUUUCUUGGACUGUAAAUCUGCAGAUGAUGUCUGACUUUAUGUUGCUGGAGACCGUGUGCCAUCUUACAGAGCUUUAGUUUGAUUUUGGAUCAUUGUGUUUCUGUGUUUUUCCAUUCCAAAGUAAGAGGUCCAAUUCUUUUUUUUUUCCUUUGAGAACGACUGGUCCAAAUUGUUUGAAAACUGAACAUUUGGGGUUCAGACAGUUUAACAAAACUUAGAGGCAGCUGUUAAAACCCUCUGAAUCACAUCAGGAAAAACCUGUUUCAGGUGUUUCACUUCAUGUCAGUUUUAUCAACAUUUUCAGGACAAAUUAUAAAAGUUGUAGUUUAUUAUAAAAAUUGCUUGUCGGUCAAAGGAACAUGUAGCUUUGGAAAAGUUGGAUAAUCUUUUGAUCGUUUGGGUAAGAGUUCCGGAUUUCGCUGUUGGGGAGGGUUUUUUUUUUUUUUUUAACACUAAGCUCUGUAAAGUGCAUCUUUUAUUUUUCACAGUUUUCUGGAAAUGUGUGCGUAGUUUUUCCCCUCAGUCUCCUUUUUGGAUCACAGCUAAUGUUACCCCUGCAUGUGGAUGUAAUGUGAUGGGAAACUGUAUUUAGAAGUGGAGGCAGUAACUUUCUCAUGUUUGUCAUCUUUUGAACAACUAACAGGGCCUUCAUGUUUUGUUCAAGGAA
This is a messenger RNA of Thalassophryne amazonica, 1695 nucleotides long. It is a transcript of the gene bcap31, whose product is annotated as B cell receptor associated protein 31. The transcript is spliced from 8 exons. NCBI's taxonomy places the organism in Eukaryota, Metazoa, Chordata, Actinopteri, Batrachoidiformes, Batrachoididae. Bases 95 to 751 code for a protein of 218 amino acids. The record is from RefSeq and is a predicted model, not a curated record. Gene Ontology annotation, cellular component: endoplasmic reticulum; endoplasmic reticulum membrane. Gene Ontology annotation, biological process: intracellular protein transport; endoplasmic reticulum to Golgi vesicle-mediated transport.